Messenger RNA from Papaver somniferum (opium poppy), 488 nucleotides. RefSeq lists its product as uncharacterized. The record is from RefSeq and is a predicted model, not a curated record. The transcript is spliced from 3 exons. NCBI's taxonomy places the organism in Eukaryota, Viridiplantae, Streptophyta, Magnoliopsida, Ranunculales, Papaveraceae. Bases 67 to 378 code for a protein of 103 amino acids.
UUGAGGCGAAAUGGCAAAAGAGUGAAAAUCACAUUGCAUUUGUUUAUCAACUCUACUGGCAUAACAAUGCGACUAUCUAUUUACUCAGCGUGUCACUUGCUGCAGUGGCUGUUGCCAAGACAAGAAAGGAAAGGCAAUAAGAAAGAGCUGCUGAUGCCAAGAAUGCGUGUUCAAACCGCUGCAGAAGCCACUCGCCAAAUGCUAACUAAAAAGAAAAACAACAAAGAGUGGCUUUCGUUGCUCAAAAUAGUAAUUGCUGAUUCUAAUGACGCAUUUUGGGAAGACACCACUUGUGAGACUUUAAUGAAGCGAUGGAAGAAAUAUGGCAUGAGGAUGAUAUGGGAGAAGACAAACACAAAAAGAUGUUGCAUCAAAUAGACCAGGAAUGCUUGGACGUUUACAAGCGAAAGGCUGGUGAAGCUGCAAAUGCAAGAGAACUCCUUAAAGUUGGCUAAUGCAAAAUUGGAGCAGUCGGGUCGCCAGGGAAC